UGGUCACGGACGGCAUCAAGGAAGAUCCUAAUCAAACCAUGUCAGCAAUCGCUCGAAGGUAGUCAAAUAUUGAUGGACCGCCUCCGUCUUUGCCCCACCUUCCCAAGUCAGCAUAGAUAUCAAGGAAGCGGCUCCUUCUUCGUUCAAUGACUGGCGACUAUAACACGCCUUCGUUAUUGCACCCUCAUUCCACGAGUGACUGUAUAUACACCGAGCGACUCAGGGUUCCUAGAUUCGACUGAUUCGAGGCUUAUACACAAGCUUCGGAAGCCCUCCGAUCAUGCCAGCAUGAAUUCGCAAGAAGCGACUUGUCAACAACCAUGCCUCGAGUCUAUCCACCACUCGAAGGCCAGCAGCGAAAUGCUGCUCUACCGCCCUCGAUCAUUGAGUCCGCCGCUGGAUUCACCGCUGGCGUCGUGUCGACCCUCGUCGUGCACCCUUUCGAUGUUGUCAAGACGCGCCUACAGAUCGAGGUUAAGGGCCAAAGUCUCUCGGCGCAACGCACAAGCUGGGAUGUGAUGAAGGAGAUAGCAGCAGAAGGUAAGAAAGUCGUACAGAGGCAAGGGGCAGCGGCAGGGACAGCGCGAGUGGUGCAAAAUUACUACCGUGGACUCAUGCCGAACAUGAUUGGCAACAGCGUCUCGUGGGCGCUGUACUUUAUGUGGUACGGGAGCAUAAAAGAUUAUGUUCGUGCUGCUCGCGGCGGUACUGUUCGCGAACUUCGAGGAUCAGACUAUUUUCUCGCUUCCACCGCGGCCGGAAUCCUCACUGCAAUCGCGACGAAUCCGAUCUGGGUCAUCAAGACCCGCAUGCUCUCUAAGGCGCGCGAUGCACCGGGCGCAUACCGCAGUGUUAUUCACGGCACUACAGAAUUAUACCGCACCGAAGGGCUGCGCGGCUUCUACCGAGGUCUUGUACCAAGCUUGUUCGGCGUCAGUCACGGCGCCAUCCAGUUCAUGGCCUACGAGCAACUCAAGAACCGUUGGGCGCUCAGCCGCGAAGGUGGAAAGGAAGGCCUCACGAACCUCGACUACCUAUACCUGAGUGCGGUCAGCAAAAUCUUCGCGGGUUCCAUCACCUACCCUUACCAGCUGGUUAGGACGCGGUUGCAGGUGGACGGCGUGGGCGGGAGGUAUAAGGGCGCGUGGGAUGUGGUGAGAAAGGUAUGGGCCAGAGAAGGCUUCGUCGGCUUUUACAAGGGGCUUGUGCCGAACAUCAUCCGUGUACUGCCAUCCACCUGCGUUACGUUCUUGGUUUAUGAGAACAUGAAGCAUCACUUGCCGAGGAUGUGGGGCCAGGAACGAGAAAUCAGCGAGGACUGAAAAGACCAUGAGCGUUGCAUAGCGUUCUUGUAGAUUACAGCAUAGCGCGGCGUGGCAGGCAUGGCGUUCGGACAAAGCUUGCAUAGCUGGGAGGCGCUAUGCUCAAUGGCACUGCUGAUAGACAUAGACGCAUGGACGCCGCAAGAGCUUUUGUUGCUUUCCCACCGACGUGGGAAUACCGCGAUGUCUCGUCAACUCGACUCUGCAUGCUCCCUUACUA
Messenger RNA from Baudoinia panamericana UAMH 10762, 1542 nucleotides. RefSeq lists its product as uncharacterized. Bases 321 to 1322 code for a protein of 333 amino acids. Gene Ontology annotation, cellular component: mitochondrion. The transcript is spliced from 2 exons. Gene Ontology annotation, molecular function: folic acid transmembrane transporter activity; FAD transmembrane transporter activity. Gene Ontology annotation, biological process: folate import into mitochondrion; nucleotide transport. The record is from RefSeq and is a predicted model, not a curated record. NCBI's taxonomy places the organism in Eukaryota, Fungi, Ascomycota, Dothideomycetes, Mycosphaerellales, Teratosphaeriaceae.